CCAAGGUGCUCGGUUCUUCCGAGGGAGCUAAGGUCGCGUUGGGGUGAGGCCCUCACUUCAUUUGUCGACUAGCACCGUGCCGGCAGUCCGCAACAUGGCCUCCGUCUCUGAGCUCGCCUGCAUCUACUCCGCCCUCAUCCUUCACGACGACGAAGUGAUGGUCACGGAGGAUAAGAUCAAUGCCCUCAUUAAAGCAGCUGGUGUCAAUGUUGAACCUUUCUGGCCUGGCCUGUUCGCAAAGGCCUUGGCCAAUGUCAACAUUGGGAGCCUCAUCUGCAAUGUAGGGGCUGGUGGACCUGCUCCAGCAGCUGGAGCUGCACCAGCAGAGGAGAAGAAAGUAGAAGCAAAGAAAGAAGAAUCUGAGGAGUCUGAUGAUGACAUGGGCUUUGGUCUUUUUGACUAAGCCUCUUGUUAAC
This is a messenger RNA of Cricetulus griseus (Chinese hamster), 416 nucleotides long. NCBI's taxonomy places the organism in Eukaryota, Metazoa, Chordata, Mammalia, Rodentia, Cricetidae. The record is from RefSeq and is a predicted model, not a curated record.